Closterium sp. Yama58-4 is the source of this 468-nucleotide messenger RNA. NCBI's taxonomy places the organism in Eukaryota, Viridiplantae, Streptophyta, Zygnematophyceae, Desmidiales, Closteriaceae. The record is from the annotation of a GenBank genome assembly.
AUGGUUGUUACGCCCAUGUGUACCUCCCAUCUCUUUCCCCUCUCUCCCUUACCCAUCACUUCCCUCCUUGCUCUCUCUUCCCUCCCUGCCCUCUUCUCCCUCCCUGCUCUCUCAUCCCUCCCUGCUUACCCAUUAUUUCCCUCCCUGGUCUCUCUUCCCUCCCUGCUCUCUCAUCCCUCCCUACUCUCUCUUCCCUCCCUGCUCUCUUCCCUCCCUGCUUACCCAUUAUUUCCCUCCCUGCUCUCUCUUCCCUCCCUGCUCUCUCUUCCCUCCCUGCUCUCUCAUCCCUCCCUGCUCUCUCUUCCCUCCCUGCUCUCUCAUCCCUCCCUGCUCUCUCAUCCCUCCUUGCUCUCUCUUCCCUCCCUGCUUACCCACUAUUUCCCUCUCUGCUCUCUCUUCCCUCCCUGCUCUCUCUUCCCUCCCUGCUCUCUCUUCCGUGGCAACGUGGACGGGAAUGAGCACCGAUGA